AUGGCUACUGCGCGCAACAUCCCCACCGCGUUUCCCGAGCUAGAUUACGGAGAACCUCCGAGGGAUAAGGAGCCGCGAAGGAGUCGUAGCCGCAGUCUGCGCUCUGUCGCGAACUUGGUACUUGGCAAGCAGGCGACGAAGGCCUCGCCCAACGAGACCAACUCACCUGCCUCAACAACCCGUUGGCCCUCGAUCUCGGCCCUUCGCCGCUCGCAGAAGAAUGCACUACCUCCCCCUUCGGAAGUUACCACUACCUCUGCAGGCAAUGGGAGCGCGAACGCGGAACUGUACACUCGCGAUCGACGCUCUGCCGACAUACCCAGGCGCCGCUUCUCCCUAUCUCGCCCCAUCCGACUCAGCCUGAACUUGGCGAGACCGACGAAGCGCGGCGCUCCCGAAGUAGAGUCUUUGAUAUCGGAGGUCGCGCCGAGCGGACACGACGAAGGACGUCAGGACACCGAUGCAUACACCCACUCGCACGAACUCCGCCGCCGCCUCGAAGAACUCGAGGCAGAUGGGGCGUCGACACAGGUGCUGGCUGGUGAUGCGUCGUCGCGUGCAGCUGGCAGUGUCGAACUGUCGCUGCUCGAGGGCGACGGCGGCGAAGCGUCCUUGCUCGAGUCCGACGGAGGCGAAGCGUCCUCGCACGAGGUCGACGGCGGCGAAGCGUCUUCGCUCGAAUUUGAUGGAGAUGGCCCUUCGCUGCUCGAACUCGACGGCGUCGAACCGUCGCUGCUCGAGCUGGACGCGGCGCCGAGCCAGCUUGAGGUCGAAGUCAGCUCGUCUGAGGUUGAGGGCGAUAUCGACUCAGUGCAUGAUGCGACCGGCCCCUCGCUCGUAGAAGCCCAGGAUUCCCUCCUCAACAUCGACGCCGCAGUCCUUGACAUCGACGCCGCAGCUCCCGGCACCGACGCCGUGGUCUACGCAGCCGACGGCAAGCCUUCGCACGCAUCGGCCUUCGAAGACGAUAUCGAGCAGGUCGGCAGCGCGAAGGGGCGAUCGACCAGCCCGCACGUCGCCUUCGCCGAGGAUGUCGUCGAGUAUGGACCCGGCCUCCCGGAACUCGUUCAUUCAUGCUACAAGGACGGCGACUUUACCGACGUCUACGCCGACAUCGACGAAGAAGCUUAUCACGCCGGCGAGGACGGCUACCCCGGCGACGAGGACGGCUACCACGGCGACGACGAGCUGCUCUACAGCUCGGACGACGAGGAUUUUUACGCGUACCCAUCGAAUGCCAUCUUCGACGUGUCGAGCCAUACGCCGAGCCCCGCUUCGGCAGAUGCGUUGAACCACAUUUCGACGUCUGCGCUCGCGUAUGCGCCCACUCUUGAAGCCCCUGCUACCAACAUUACAGCUGUGAUGUCAUUGACUUCCCGCCCAGUGGCGAUCCCGUUCACUUCCCGCCCAGUGGCGAUCCCAUUCACCUCCCGCCCGGCUGCGAUCCCAUUCACCUCCCGCGCGCCUGCAGCCAUUCUGCCUCCCGCCGCGCCUCCCGUCCCCGACGACGCGUACGAGACCCACACGCCGCAGUACGCGGCCUUCUUCUCCGAGUCGCCCUCUUCGUACGAUGUCGCGAUGGACUUCUUGCCGCUGAGCGAUCUGGAGGGGACGCCGGUGGAUGAGGCGGGGGCGUCGUUCGGGGAGAGCGCGUUAUCCUGUGAGAGUGCGUUAUUCGGUGAGAGCGCGGUGGACGGUAGCGACAGCGAGGGGCAGGCGGACCUUAUCUUCCCCGACGAGGCGUCUUUCCCAGUGAUCUAUGAGACGCGAGAGGCGCGCAAGGAGGGCGGACAAGCGUGGGAGGAGGGAGAAAUGACCCUCUGGAGCAGUGAGUUGUCGCUGGCGCCGUCGUUGGAGACGCCCUCGGACCCCGUGCUGGGGCCGUUGUUGAGCGAAGAGCGAGGGGUUUGGCGAGACGAUGAAGCCACGCCGCUCCCGCCAUUCCGGAUGGAUCGUCUGCCGUGGCUUGAGGAGUCGGACGAGGAAGAGUCACCGCUGUCGCCGAUGGACGGGCAGGACUCGCUGCUUUCGCCGCCGAGCUUGUUGGGGGCAGAGCUGCCUAUCCUCAUGGCGGAUUCGCUGCCUCUCGCAGCAGACAACGAAGAGGUCGAUGGGGAAAGCAAGGACUCCGUGGCGGGUGGCGACGCGGACGAAAAUGCCGACUUCGCGCUCUUCCCAACCGACCCUCGAUCCCUCCCCUACCUCCUCCGUCUAUCCGCCGAGUACGACGGGACGCCCGCAUCUGAGCUCAAUGGGUCGCCGUUCCCUUCGCCCAUCCCUAGGACGCCUUUUGACGAGAACGUCCUCCCGUUCGCGAGUCUGUCGGCGCAGGAGAUUGCCACUGGACAUCAGCUGGUGCGGCGUGGGAGGGAGGGGGUUGUAGCGAGGAGGGUGAUGGUCGAGCGUCAGCCGUCUCAAGCCCUGGUCGAUACUACGGCGCAGGCCGAGAAUACGACGCAGGUCGAGAGCAUGGCGCAGAUCGAUCCCACGUUGCAGAUUGACUUCACCGCGAGUUCGCCUCUGGAUGCCUUUCUCCCUCAGGUCCACACACCUGCCUUCGCGCCUGAGCUCCUUGAUCUCUUUCCUCCGCCUUCACCCCAUAUGGAGAUGUCGGGUGGCAUGCAGUUCUCGGAGAGCCGCGCAUUGGUGCGUCGGCCGACGGAGGGCGACAUGGCGGUGGUGAGGGCUGAGUCUUGUUCCAACUCCCUCUCCUCGAUGACAGCCGAGCCCAUCUCGUUCUCGACGAUCCUCGAGAAGGCUCGGCUCUUUUACCGCGGGUGGAGCCGUUGGUUCUGGACGUCCGGGAUGCGAACAAUAUGGUGA
Molecule: messenger RNA, 2823 nt
Organism: Schizophyllum commune H4-8
Lineage: Eukaryota; Fungi; Basidiomycota; Agaricomycetes; Agaricales; Schizophyllaceae
Exons: 5
Coding region: 1-2823 (940 amino acids)
Source: RefSeq, a predicted model, not a curated record